Thamnophis elegans (Western terrestrial garter snake) is the source of this 4481-nucleotide messenger RNA. RefSeq names its product zinc finger protein 883-like. Gene Ontology annotation, biological process: regulation of transcription by RNA polymerase II. The coding region runs from base 209 to 2437 and encodes 742 amino acids. The record is from RefSeq and is a predicted model, not a curated record. Lineage: Eukaryota; Metazoa; Chordata; Lepidosauria; Squamata; Natricidae. Gene Ontology annotation, cellular component: nucleus. Gene Ontology annotation, molecular function: RNA polymerase II cis-regulatory region sequence-specific DNA binding; DNA-binding transcription factor activity, RNA polymerase II-specific. The transcript has 7 exons.
CCAGAGUUGGGUAGUCCAGUGCUUAAGGGGAUAGAACAACAGGGGUAACUUCGCGUAAAGAUAUAUAAGUGGGAAAUCUUUCCUGGUUCCCCUGAGUCCAGAGUAUUUUGUGGGGAAAGAGAACUGAAUGGCCUUUAGGUGAUUUGGCCAGACCUCUUCUGAUUAGAAUACUUGGGGAAAUCCAUCUGGAUUAGAGACCAAAGAGAACAUGGAGGGACAAAGCCCAGCAGAUGCAGGAGUUGGAGAAGGCCGUCCAGCUACUCAGCCAUGGAGAUAUAGGACUAAUGGGGCAAGUUCUGGGCAGACGAGCCAAGAAGAGGAAGCCAACACUUCAGAGGUCCAAUCCUGUGACUUCAGAAAAGUGCAGUUCCAGGAGGGGAAGAGUCCCCGAGAUGUUUGCAGUCAGCUUCACCGCCUUUGUUGUGAAUGGCUGCAGCCGGAAAGAAACACCAAGGCUCAGAUGCUGGACCUGGUCCUCCUAGAGCAGUUCCUGGCUGUCCUUCCCCCAGAGAUGGAGAAAUGGGUGCGGGAGUGUGGAGCGGAGACCAGUUCCCAGGCCGUGGCCCUGGCUGAAGGCUUCUUGCUGACCCAGGAGGAGGAAAAGAGGCAAGAAGAGUUGCAGAAAUCCUUGGAAGCUAUGAUUGAGUGUCCCAAGGGGAGGGAAGAUUCAUUCAGGUCUUCUCAUGAGCUGCUCUUCAGGGAGACAUCACACAAAGAUCAAAGCCAGGACACCAGUCCAGAGUGUAGAAAGCCUUCCUUGGAAAUUUUAGAAUCUCCUCCUCUUUGUGGUGGGGCUGAAGGAUUGGCUGAACCACUACUUCAGGAUGUCGUGUCUUUUGAGGAAGUGGCUGUGUAUUUCUCUGAGGAGGAGUGGUCUCAGUUGGAUGCUGACCAAAAAGCUCUCCAUGGGGAAGUCAUGCUGGAGAAUACCAGGAAUCUCUCUUCUCUGGGCUUUAAUGAGCAAGAGAAUAAGAAUUGCAACAAGGAAUGCCAAGCUAUCCAUCUGAAAAAGGAAAAGAGGAAAUUUGCAAAUCAGAUGCAAUCAAACAGUGAUGAAACAAAGCAAUCACAAAGUCGAAUUAAAAAAGGCUUUUCUUGGGUCAAUUGCAUUCCUAAAUGUGGAAACAUCGAUAUGGGAGAAAGACCGUAUCAAUGUAUGGAAUCUGGAAAGAGCUUUAAUAAAUCCAAUCAUCUUAUUUCUCAAGAAAAGACACAUUCAGAAAGGAAAUCAUAUACCUGCAGGGUGUGUGGAAAGACCUUCAGUAAUAAUGACUCUCUUAAAACUCACAAAAGGAAUCACAAAGGAGAACAACUUUACAAAUUAAUGGAGUGUGGAAAGAACUUUGUUCAUAAGAGUAAUCUUAAUGCCCACAACAGGAUCGCCACAAGAGAGAAGCCAUAUAAAUGCAUGGAGUGUGGAAAGACAUUUACUUGUACUAGUCGUCUUAAUUCCCAUAAGAGGAUCCACACAGGAGAGAAGCCAUAUAAAUGCAUGGAGUGUGGAAAGACCUUUACUUGUAGCAGUAGUCUUUAUUCCCACAAGAGGGUCCACACUGGAGAGAAGCCUUUUAAAUGCAUGGAGUGUGGAAAGACCUUUAUUUUUAGCAGUAGUCUUAAUUCCCACAACUUGAUCCACACAGGAGACAGGCCUUUUAAAUGCAUGGACUGUGGAAAGACUUUUCCUCGUAUCAGUCGCUUUAAUUCGCACAAGAGGAUCCACACAGGAGAGAGGCCAUAUCAAUGCAUGGAGUGUGGAAAAACCUUUACUAGUAGCAAUACUCUUAAUUCCCACAAGAGGAUCCACACAGGAGAAAAGACCUAUGAAUGCACGGAGUGUGGAAAGACCUUUCCUUAUAACAGUAAUCUUAAUUACCACAAGAGGAUCCACACAGGAGAAAAGCCAUAUCAAUGCAUGGAGUGUGGAAAGACCUUUGCUUAUAGCAGCCAUCUUGAUUACCACAAGAGAAUCCACACAGGAGAAAAUCCAUAUCAAUGCAUGGAAUGUGGAAAGACUUUUACUCGUAACAAUAGUCUUACUUCCCACAAAAGGAUCCACACAGGAGAAAGACCUUAUAAGUGCAUGGAGUGUGGAAAGAGCUAUUAUCAUAGCAGUAGUCUUAAUAAGCACAAGAGGACCCACACAGGAGAGAAACCAUAUCAAUGUAAGGAGUGUGCAAAGAGCUUCUCUUCUUUUGAAUCUUUUCUAAAACAUCAAAGGAAUCACAAAGGAAAAAGACCAUAUAUAUGCAUGGAGUGUGGAAAUAGCUUCAGUUGUAAGGGUAAUCUUAAUACCCACCAAAGGAUCCACACAGGAGAGAAGCCGUAUAAAUGUGUGGAAUGUGGAAAGGCCUUUAAGUGGAAGGCUGGUCUUACCUACCACGAAAAGAUCCACAAAGGAGAGGAACUAUAUCAAUUGUCACUUUCAAAUCCACGUUAAUCUCUUCAAACCAUUGGAGUCUUCAACUGUUUUGGCUAGAAGAAGAUUGGUACUUUGUUUAGUCCAGAUGACUGACAUUGCCUUUCAAGUUCCUAUUGAUAUUUCCUGAGCUGUCUUCCUUACUGAAAAACUGAAAUGAAAUCUUUUUUUUUUUGCCUCAUGGAAUUUGAACUUUAUGUGUACUUCUCAAGAUUUGCCUUCCUGCAUUUUGUAAUUCCACUUUUCCUCCAGUCACCAAUGAGACACUAUUCUCCCAUUCAUCUCUCCAUCAUGGCACCUUGUUUUGAGGUAAAACUUCUAAAACUUCCAUGAGUUUGAGUUUUCUCUCCAUUUUGGAACUUAUUUCUUUUUUAUGCCCAUUUUUCAAGGAAGAUUGUUUCUUUAGGAUUCUUCACAUUUUUGCUGCUGCCACUUGCUAUUUUGAACUGCUGUUAGCUGCCCAGAGUCAUUAAUAUUUUGUAAGUAUUUUUAUUAUACAGUUUUCUUUGUUUCAACUUUGCAACAGUGAUACACAGGCGGUAUAUAUCAACCUUUUUACAUUAUAUAUACUAUUAUGUCUCCUAAUAUACAGUAUCAUGUUCGUAGCUAUUGUUUUAAUAUUUCUAACACAAAUCUCUAUAUAAUUAUCAUUCUAACUAUUUUUUAACAUUUUAUAACAUCCUAUAACAAUAAAUAUUUUAUCUAUUAUUAUACUUAUAUUUAUUUCUAAUUUCUAGUUCGUUAAUCAUUUUUCAUUGUUAAUUUUCUAAUCUUUGCAUCUCUCUCUAACCAGUUGUACCAUAUAUCCCAAAUUAAAUAGUAUUCUGUCUCUCCUUUGUCUUUAAUUCCCAUUGUCCACUUGUCCAUCUCAGCGCAGUGUAAUAUUUUCAUUAUUACCAUUUCCUUAGAGGGUAUAUUUCCAUUUUUCCAAUUUUGAGCAUAUGCAGUCGGUUAUUACAUGUAGCAUUAAGUAUUGGAUUGUUUUAUUAUAUUUCCCUCUCAACAUGCCUAGUAGAAAUAGCUCUGGUUUUAAAUCUGUUUGCUGUUUUACCAUUUCCUCUAGCCACUUUUUUAUCCUUAUCCAGUACUUUUUUACCAAAGGACAGGUCCUCCACAUAUGGUAAUAUGUUCCAUGUUUCUGUUUGCAUUUCCAAUAUUCUGGUGACCUGUUGGGGAACAUUUUUGCUAGUCUUGCUGGCAGUAGGUGCCAUCUAUAGAACAUUUUAUAUAGGUUUUCUCUCUAUGCUGCUGACAUUGUCAAUUUAUAAUUUCUUUCCCACAGUUUUUCCCAAUUGUCUAAUUCUAUCAUAUAGCCAAAAAAAAAUGCCCAGUUUAUCAUAGUUUCCUUUACUGUUUCUUCUUCCAUUUUAAACAUCAAUAAGUACCUAUAGUUGUAAAAAAAAUUAUCAAUUUUUCACCUGUUCCCUGUAAUAUCUUGUCCAAGUCUUGUGGCUCACAAUAAAACCCAUAGUUUUCUGUGUCUUUCUUAUAUCUCAUCUAAAUUUGAAUAUAAGGUUACCGGUCCAAAUCAAUUCCCUGAUUUUUUCAUUCCUGUUUUGUUUUUAACUUCUCUUGUUCAUUUAAUAUACACUAUAUUGCCAAAAGUAUUCGCUCACCCAUCCACAUAAUCAGACUCAUAUGCUUAUAUGCUAACCCUGGGAUAUUUGCACAUUCAAAGAAGUUUUGUUUCACCGUUUUAACUUUUUGUGCCAUUUCCUCUUGUACCAUUAAACUCAAUCUGUGUUUUAUUAAGUCCCUUUUUUCUUUUUUUUUCUUUUUUCCAAGGCUCUUUCUGUAAGUCUAACUCCAGUUUUUUGUGUUCUGUAGUAUAUUUUGCUGUUGUUUCUUUUUCUUAUUUCUCCUUGCCAUGUAUGUUAUUGUUAAUCCUCUAAUAUAUGCUUUUGCCGUAUCCCACACAUUUCGCAAUGUUUCUUCUUUCCUAUUUUCCUUUGUUUUUCCACCAUUUGUACGCAUUCUUUAUCUUUUAGAAUGUUUUGAUUCAUUGUCCAUUUCCGCCUCUCCUUCUGUCCUUUCCAUAUCACUCCCUGCCCCGACACAGCCAGAG